Messenger RNA from Suillus paluster, 558 nucleotides. RefSeq lists its product as uncharacterized. Bases 1 to 558 code for a protein of 185 amino acids. The record is from RefSeq and is a predicted model, not a curated record. NCBI's taxonomy places the organism in Eukaryota, Fungi, Basidiomycota, Agaricomycetes, Boletales, Suillaceae. The transcript is spliced from 3 exons.
AUGGGCCCACCCGUAUUCAUUGGUAAUAAUAUCCCUCCUGGCCCAUCCGUUAACAUCAAGGAUUUCUUCAUCAUCGGCCCACCCGUAUUCAUUGGUAAUAAUAUCCCUCCCGGCCCAUCUGUUAACAUCGAGGAUAUCUUCAUCAUCGGCCCAUGGUCCACUAGCCCGUGUUAUACGGGAUAUUAUGCACGUCAGUUUGCCUCGUAUAAUACGGAGUUUGUCACUGAAGGGGCUCUCCAAUUAUCUGCUAAAAUCAAGGUUCCCUAUCUGAUCCACCCUAUCUCCAUCACCUUUAAAAUCAACACCAUCAUGAAUGUGUCUUCCACCUCCGAUAUUGAAAUAACCUUCUGGCGCACUUGGGCCUUGACGGUCACUCAUGAGGCAUGUCAAUAUACCGAACAGAAAUUCAUUGCCGAGAAAACAGGAGGAGACCCAGUCAUACCUUCUCCUAAGCUAGACACCGAUCUGGUGAUGGCUUGCGAUCAAUUGGUGGAUUGCCUCAUAAAGGCAUAUAACAAUCCCAGUGGGUCUUCCCGCAGAUUCGGACAGUCCAUUUGA